Mizuhopecten yessoensis (Yesso scallop) is the source of this 684-nucleotide messenger RNA. RefSeq lists its product as uncharacterized. Lineage: Eukaryota; Metazoa; Mollusca; Bivalvia; Pectinida; Pectinidae. The transcript has 2 exons. The record is from RefSeq and is a predicted model, not a curated record. The coding region runs from base 1 to 684 and encodes 227 amino acids.
AUGAAUCCUGACGCCGACACUCUCUUCUGUGAUGGAACGUUUUACAUGUGCCCGACUCAGUUUCAGCAGAUCUACACUGUCCACGCCAGGAUUGGAGACCAGAUGAACCCACUUGUAUACAGUCUACUUCUCAGCAAGAGCCAGGCAACAUACCAUUGCAAAGAUUCUUUACACUACUCAAGACCAAGAUUCAACCUCCAACUCAAUCCCACCACCGUUUUCCUGGACUUUGAGGCUGCUGUCCAGAAAGCCAUCCGCGUAGGGUUUCCAGCUGUGAGUUUGAAGGGCUGCUACUUCCAAUAUGCACAGUGUAUUUGGAGGAAAGUCCAGCAGACCGGACUUCAACAACUCUACGCCAACAACGACGAUGUCCGACAAAGUGUACGGCGUGCCGCUCUGGAGGACAUAGACGAUGCUGAUGUUCCACAGGACACCACUCCAUUUACAGAUUACAACGUGACACAGUGGAUUGACCGAGAUCAACAGCUCUGGAACCACUUUGAGACCGAGGGACCCAGAACAACCAACCGCAUAGAGGGAUGGCACAGAAAACUGAAGAAGAAAGUGGAACACGCUCACCCCAACAUCUACAGCAUCAUCCGCGUCUUCCAUGAAAUACAAGCCAGCAACGAGAUAACGCGCAUCCAACACGCAGCAGGAGGGCAACUCAGACCAAGAGCAUAA